AUGCAGCGCGUUCACAUUGACCUUACACUUCCGGCGCACACACCGGCGCCGGCGCACCACAAAGGAUGUGUUGAGCAAGUUACAGUUCAUUCAUCACAGGAGCAGUACUACGAGAUGCCGCAGCUGUUCGCGCUGGACGAGUGGCCGGGCUGCCUGGCGGCGCGCGGCGCCUACUGCGUCGGCAGCUUCGAGCUCGCGCCGGCGCAGCAACCGCACCCACUCUACGACCUCAUGCAGGGUUACUCAGCGAACACGGUGGAGAACUACAACCACACACGCCUGCACCGCGGGCUCUGCCUACCUCGCAGCUGCGCAGCGCAUGCACCCUCACGCCAACAUGACCUGCAUGAUGAUCAGCUGCGGGACUGGUUUUUAUCAUGUGUGAACGCGAGCACGUUGUCUGCCUACAACCUGUCGGCGCAGCUCUUGCGGCUGGAGUACUGUACCCUCGGCGAGGCUCCUCCACCAGACCUGACCGCUGCCGAGCGAGCCUUCGCAGGCUUCCUCGCCGCGCUACUGGCACUCGCCGUCAUCAGCACCGCGCUGGAUCUUACACUCAGUGACCACGCCAGGAAAGGGUUGGAGUGGGCGCUGGUGUGGUCGGUGCCGGCGUGCUGGCGCGCGCUGUCGGCGCCGCCGCCCCGCGCCGCGCGCACCGACCUCGCCUGCUUCGACGGGCUGCGCGUGCUCACCAUGCUCGUCGUCAUCAUCGAGCACGUCUGCUGGAUCACCACGCAGACAUACCUCACCGACACCAAGAUAUAUGAACAGAUGCGCGGCUCCAUCGACGUGAUUCUGAUGACGAACAGUACGCUGGUGGUGCAGAUCUUCUUCAUAAUGUCCUCGUUCCUACUGGCACACAAGUUGCUGCAGCAGCGCCGACGUGGGGAACACGUGCCGCCCUUCUCCACAUUCGUCGACACCAUGUUCAACAGGAUCAUCAGGGUGAGUCCAUCCUACUGGGUAGUGGUAUGGUUCGCUGCGUCGUGGUGGCAGCGCACUGGGCGCGGGCCGCUGUGGGCGCCCAUGGUGGCCAGUGAGGCCGCGGUCUGUCGCCGCAAGUGGUGGACACAUCUACUCUACCUGAACAACAUCCUGUACGCGGACGACAAGUGUCUGAUACAAACCUGGAUGGUCAUUCAUAGUGGCGCUGUCUCGCAGGUACUUGGCAGCAGACAUGCAGCUGUACGCGGUGUGCCUGGCGCUGACGCUGGUGCUGUGGCGGUGGCGGCGCGCGGCGUGGUGGUGCUGAGCGCGCUACUGGUCGGCUCAGUGGCGCUGCUGUUCGGCCUGGCCUACUACUGGAACCUCGUACCUACCUACGUCAUGCAUCGCCCCGAGUCGGUGUGGCUGGCGUACCGCGAGGAGCCGUCGUUCAACGUGCUGUACCAGUCGCCGCUGGGCAACGUGCCGGGCGCGCUGGCCGGCCUGCUACUGGCGCACCUGCACCACGUGCUGCUCGACCUCGACGUGCAGCUGCCGCGGUACAAGAUAUUCGGUUGGCUGUCAGUGGCGGCGGUGCCGGUGGCGGCGUGGUGGGUGGCGGCGUCCCCGCUGGCGCUGGGCCGCGGCCCGCCCGGCCGCCUGGCCGCCGCCGCGCUCGCUGCCCUCGAGAGACCUGUGUUCUCCUUCUUCGUGGCCAUGGCACUGCUCGGCGCUAUGAAUGGAAUCCCAUCUGCAGUGAAGCGCUGCCUUUCAUGGCCGGGCUGGGCGGCGUGGGCGCGGCUGUCCUUCGGUGCGCUGCUGCUACACAUGCCCAUCAACAAGGCGCUGGUGGCGUCGCGCCUCAUGCCCUCCAUGCUGGACCGGCAGGCUGCGAUAACCGAGUGGUUCGGUGUGGCCGCCGUGUCGUACAUGGCGGCGCUGCCCCUGGCGCUGCUGGUGGAGCUGCCGGCGCAGCGCCUGGUGCGCGCACUGCGCCCGGAGCCCGCGGCCCGCGCCCCCAGCGCGCCCCCGGCCCGCGCCCCCGCGGACAAGACCGACCUGUGAGCUCGGUGCCCUACCCGCGGUGCUCGCCGCACCGCUGCGUAGUGUACCUGUAGCGUGGGUACUGUGGUACCUGCCACUCUGUUAAUGACCAACUACACAGUUUGGGUGGUUUAUUGUUAAGGCUGGACCUAGUCGGGUAUUUGUUACGAAAUGAGUUGCACUCAGCUUCUAUCCUACCAACUACCCGGACGUAAGUGUAAAUAGGCAUAAAUGUUACAUUAUUUAUCUUGCACGCAAGUUAAUCAGCAAAUACAAUGUACUAUGUAGAAUGCCUAGUUAAUAUUUAAACCUAGAAUAGAGUGGGUCACUAAAUAAGUGACAGUAACAUCUCUGUAAUAUUUAGUAUAAACUAAAUAUUCACAUUGACAGUUUCCAUGGGAUCACAACAUACAACUUGAUCAUUGAUGAUGACAAGCACUAUACCGAGCUGUAGUAACUCCUUCCAUGGCAACCAGAGGGUCCUGCCUUCUAUUAUUUAUAAAGCACUGCAGCAUUGCAGUAAAUAGAGUACCUAUUUAAUGAAAUGGGUGCAAUGACUCACUUCCUAACUGCUGUAAAAAACGAAUAAAAUAAGUUAUGGUAUGGCUUCAUCUAGAGGGACGUAUUGUGAUAAUAGAGUGUAGUGUUAUGUCGUAGAGGGCGCCCCCACCGCCCGUGGUGACAGACCUAGCUAAGCGUGUGGU
Spodoptera littoralis (African cotton leafworm) is the source of this 2672-nucleotide messenger RNA. NCBI's taxonomy places the organism in Eukaryota, Metazoa, Arthropoda, Insecta, Lepidoptera, Noctuidae. The record is from the annotation of a GenBank genome assembly.